GACACUUUCAAAAGUGUUACGAGUUUCUGCUCUUCAUGCCUCCUUGGCGCUUAUACUUUACUUACGUUUCCAUAACUAUUGGGAGUUCUUUCGUAUUCGGAUAUCAUACGGGAGUUAUCAACGCACCAUUAUCGCUCAUCCAAAAUUUUACUCAGAAAAUUAUUGAUGAAAGACGAUACACAUGUGGCUCUUCAUGUGUGAGAGUGAUUUUAUCAAUAUGUGUGACGGGAUUUGUUAUCGGUGGGUUAUUUGGGGGCCUGUUUGGUGGAGUUUUAGCUAAUAGGUUCGGUCGAAGAAAAACAUUGUUUCUUCUUUCCAUCCCAACAAUUUUAGGAUCUUUACUCAUCAUGGUUUCGGUGAGCUUGAGAUCGUUCGAGGCUAUCAUAUUCGGGAGAUUUAUAGUUGGUCUGUCUGCAGGUGCUUAUACAGUUGUAACACCUACAUACCUUUCAGAGAUUGCUCCAAUAAAGUCUCGUGGUGUGGCAGGGGUUAUGAAUCAAUUUGUUACAGUGCUGGCCAUUCUUUUAUCCCAGGUUCUAGGUCUGUCGCAAGUAAUGGGGACGGAUAAAUUCUGGCCAUUCUUGUUGGGUCUUUGUGCUCCUGUUUGUCUUUUUCAUGUGAUACUUAUGACGUUUUGUCCUGAAAGUCCUAGCUACUUGUAUUUAGUAAAGGGAGACAAAGAUGCUGCAAAACAUGCUCUUUUGUUUCUAAGAGGUAAGGACUACGAUGUUUUUAUGGAGCUUGAAUCAUUUCAACGAGACCUGGAAUAUAACUGUAAACAUAACUUUGGAAUGGGUAACUUAUUUCGAGUUCAACAUCUCCGAUGGGGCUUAUUUGUUGCCCUUAUCCCACAUUUCGGGCAGCAACUUUCAGGAAUCAAUGGUGUUUUGUAUUACUCUGUUCCGCUAUUCGAAAGUGUUGGCCUAACCAACAGAGAUGCCAGUUUUGUCAAUCUUGGGGUUGGAGCAGUCAUCGUGUUAGGCACAAUUGUGUCAGUGUGUGUUAUUGACAGAGGAGGCAGACGGAUGCUAUUACUCGUUGGAUUUUCAGUAUGCUUAGUCAGCUUAAUUACAUUUACAACAGUUUUGUCAAUUCAGAAGUUCAGUCAUGCAUCUUGGUUAACCUACAUUUCUAUUCUUGUAUUAUACCUAUUUGUUUCAGGAUUCUCCUUUGGCCCAGACUAAUAUAAGUGAGGUAAAGAAGACCCUUUAAUAGCCAAUCAAUAAUUAUUGAAAAUCGUAGAGUACCAUCAGCUGAUUAGUAGAUAUGGAAAAUACUUGAAUGAGCGUAUCUAUAAAAAUUAAUGUAAGUCUAAACGUGUGAGAUAUCUAAAAUUGCUAAUAAACAGAAGUUAGUGGUCUGUAAUCAUAUAACAAGUAAAAAUUAGCAUUUAUCAAAUAUGCACAUUUUGAAGUAAGUGAAUCACUUACUUAAUAUACCUUGCGUUUCUGCAGUUAUAAUAAUCUUAUGAAAUUUUCAGGCUCUGUUCCUUGGUUCCUUGUGGCUGAACUAUUCACUCAAGAAUAUAGAGAUGCUGCACAAAGUGUGGCUGUGGGUACAAAUUGGUUGUGUAAUAUUCUGGUCGGACUUCUUUUCCCUCAACUACUCGCGCUUAUAGAUUGUUUUGCCUUUGUACCAUUUAUUUGUGUGCUCAUAACUGUGAUUAUUCUAAUUGCUUUAUAUUUACCGGAAACAAAAGGAUUUAAUCCAGUUUAUAUUGAAUCAGUUUUCAAAGCUCAAUGUAAACAUUCAACACUUAUGCCGGUAAAACGAUUUUAAUCAUCAAUCAAAAUAAUUUAAAAUUAUACAAAUCAGUGUAGUACUAUCAUUGAAUUUAAUUUGUAAACGUCAUUUUAAAACGUUUUAUUUUACAGCAAAAUGAUCAAUAAAAUUUAUCCCGUUGAAUAAUUUUGAUUCAUAUAUUACAUUUCUGGUCAUGAAAAAAAUAUAUGACUGUUUAUAGCGGAUAAAAAUUAUUCGAUUGUUUUUUAUCAUUUCUUCAUAUUAACUAAAUUUUUGUUUAUUAAUUUAAUAAAAUUUAAUGAUCUAAAGUAGUUUUUUUUCAUUGAUUAUUAACUAAAGUCAUAGAUACAUUAAUAAUAAAAUAAUUUAAUGAAGAUGUGUUGCCAAUUCAUUAUUUCAAUUUUGUUUAAUCAACUAAAUGAAAUUAACUUUGAAAGCAGAUUAAAUAAAUUGAGUAUUGAUUUAAUAAUUGUGAGAUUUUCGGUAUAAUUUGCUAAAAAAAUAUAAUCUUUUUCAUUAAAUUUUAUUAUGACUUCUGAUGAAUGAAGUAUCAAGGCGAUUUGUUUGAAUAUCUGGGUUAGCUGUUCCUGACAUCUGGAUAUUUCAACAAAUUUUUUCUGUUUUCUUGUUUGUUUUAAUACAUCCUUAUGACAUUUCACUGUACAACUUACAAAAAAGUCUAAUCAGAGACAUUGUGGUUGUUGGUAAUAUGCAUCGAAAAUAUUAUACAUUAUUCAAAUGUCGAUUCCUGAGC
Schistosoma spindalis is the source of this 2497-nucleotide messenger RNA. NCBI's taxonomy places the organism in Eukaryota, Metazoa, Platyhelminthes, Trematoda, Strigeidida, Schistosomatidae. The record is from the annotation of a GenBank genome assembly.